UUGGCAAUCAUGCAAAUGUUUAUAACCUAAAUUAGCAAGUUAUAUCAGGUUAUAAAUUAUUUGACAUUAAUAUACGCUGAAAUCACCUUUUCUAAAACAAUUUGAACAAUUGAAUCGUUAUACAAAUAUGAAUUCUUUACGUUUGUGUAUUAAAACCAUUAUUCUGAAUAAAGGGGUAAUGCGGUCUGUGAAUCGUGAAGGACAGAGAAAUACCAAAAGAUGGGUGGCACCGACGCAGAUAGAAAUAACAAGACGCAAGAGACGUUUACCACCACAGCCAGAGCCUAAGCGUAGUACUUUUCUGGAGUGGAAUAGAUCCGCAGAGAUUUAUGCGUUUAAUAUAAGACUGUCUGAAAAUUUUGAUACUGAAAGAUUGGAACAAGCUUUUACUCACAGAUCAUAUAUCAUACAAGAAGAACAAAGACAGAAAGAAAUGGGAAUAGAAGAUUAUAAGCUCGAUUUGCAGGAUAACACUGAUCUUAUUAUGAAAGGCGACAAGCUUACAUCAGAGAUAGUAUUAAGUUACUUAGCCCAAGCGUUACCGCAUGCAUUUGAAGAUGUCAUAAUUUCAUUGCAUGAUUACCUUCUGUCCGAGGAAAUUCUGGCUAAAGCAUCUUUUCAUAUUGGAACCAAAGAAAUUAUUUUAACUGAAGAACAUCCAGUAUCACAAAAAACAUUAGCUGAUACGUUUCUUGCACUUGUCACAGCACUUGCAGACAGUGUAGAUGUUAAUCAUGCAGCAAACUUUGUUAGGGAUUUCUUAAUUGUUAUAUUAGCUGAAAAGGAUCUAACAGAAAUUUGGAAUCCAGCUAAUCCAGUCGAAUAUUUAAAUGAUGUUCUACAUAAACAAAAUAGAUCACCUGCUGAACCAAGACUUAUCGGGCAAGCGGGGCAAAAUACACUUUUAGCUGUUCACCAUGUAGCAAUGUACUCUGACAAACAAUUUUUAGGUUCAGGAUUUGGCCAGACUAUCCAAGAAGCCAAAAAUGUAGCUGCCAUAAAUGUUUUAAGCAGAAUAUUUGGUUUAUCAGAAUCUAGUAAACCAAUAAAAUUUAAUAAUACAGUAACUAUGUCCUCAUAAAGAGAACAAAUGUUGCUUUGAAGGAGAGAAUUAUUUAAUAUAGCAGUAAUGUGGAAAAAAAUGCUAUUUCUUAUAUAUAAAAUAUAAAAUAAAAUUCCGAUA
Messenger RNA from Linepithema humile (Argentine ant), 1183 nucleotides. RefSeq names its product mitochondrial ribosomal protein L44 (gene mRpL44). Lineage: Eukaryota; Metazoa; Arthropoda; Insecta; Hymenoptera; Formicidae. Gene Ontology annotation, biological process: RNA processing. Gene Ontology annotation, molecular function: ribonuclease III activity; double-stranded RNA binding. The record is from RefSeq and is a predicted model, not a curated record.